Guillardia theta CCMP2712 is the source of this 309-nucleotide messenger RNA. RefSeq lists its product as hypothetical. Bases 1 to 309 code for a protein of 102 amino acids. The transcript has a single exon. NCBI's taxonomy places the organism in Eukaryota, Cryptophyceae, Pyrenomonadales, Geminigeraceae. The record is from RefSeq and is a predicted model, not a curated record.
AUGAAGCAAGACUCUUUCAUGGACAUCGAAGUUCAGAACGACUUCGAUCUUCUAACUCUCAGCGACGGAUCCCUCCCUGAUGACAUCUCGACUGAUGGCUCCGAGCUUUUCGGCUACGCACAAGCGCCUCGAUCCCGGAAGGGGAGCAUGGACUCCGACGAGAUCCUCCUCAACCAGGAGCUUGGAUACUACAUCGAAGGUCCCUGCAGGGAGAAGCAGCUGAACGCCUUGAGGCACUGCAUCGAGCUGCUGAGCAGACCGGUGAAGCCAGAGAUCGUAUCGGCGACUGGAGGCAUUCUAUUACUUUAA